UCAACACAUCAAACUCAUACGAUCAAUCAUAUAUUGGUGUUGGAAUCCAUUCCAUGGUCGAAUCUGUGAAGAACUUCAGAUUGAGUGCAAGUGCUGAAAAAACAGAUUUGUGCUUUUGGCAUCACUGUUGAAGGCAUGAUCCUAUGCUUCUCCAGAUGAAGUUUCAUGAUGGAAUGAACUUCCAUUCCAUAUCACAGUUACUGAAUCAUUGUACUCGAACUAAGAAUCUUAGAGCAGUGAAGGCGUUCCAUGCCCAUGUAGUUACAUCAGGCUUGUCCUUCGUCUCCCCUAACCUCCAAACAAAGCUUCUGUUCACGUACACUGAAUGCAUCGAUGGCGAAAAAAGCCACAAAAUUCUAAGCAACUUUCUGAAUUGCUUGAGUCUCAGAAAUCCAAUACCUUUUAAUUCAAUUAUAUCUCAUUUUUCUCAACGUGGAUUUGACUGUUUCUCGCUCCGUACUCUCCGAUUUAUGCACAGCAACAGUGUGUAUGUGGACUCUUAUUCUUUAUGCAGCUCUAUAAAAUCAGCUUCUUGUCUGAAGAGAAUUUGGUUUGGGAAAGUGAUGCAAGCCUACGUGAAGAAAUCAGGCUGGUUGUCUAGUGUGUUUGUGGGAAGUGCUUUGGUGGAUUUUUAUGCAAAAUUAUUGUGCACGAAUGAUGCAGCCAACGUGUUCGACGAAAUUCCUGUGAAGAACACCGUCUGUGUGAAUGCGCUUAUGUCUGCCUAUGCCGAUGCCAAAAUGUGGAGCCAUGUUAUUGAAUUGAUUAGGAGGAUGCCAUUGUUGAGUUUAACACCUGACAAUUUCACUCUGUCCGCUGCUCUACGUGCGUGUUGUGGGGUGUGUGCUUUAGAAUCCGGGAAGCAGGUUCAUGCUAAUGUUAUUCGCCGUAUGAUGGAUGUUGAAGGCGAUGUGUUUUUACAGAGUCUGAUGAUCGAAAUGUAUGGGAAGUGUGGACGGCUGGGGAGCGCCAAAAGAAUUUUCAAUAUUGUGGGAUAUAGUGGAGGAGGGGAGGGGCGACGAAAGGAUGUUAUUUUGUGGACUUCGAUAUUAGGUGUGUGUGGAAGGGCCGGAGAUUACAUUGAAGUGAUGAAGUUGUUCAGAGACAUGAUUAUGGAAGGGGUAACCCCGGACGGUGUGGCAUUUUUGACGGUCAUCUCUGCUUGUGGCCACGCCGGUCAAGUAGAUCUCGGUUUGGAGUACUUUGAGUCUAUGAUUCGCGACUACGGCCUGAUUGCAAGCCGGGAGCAUUACAGUUGUGUUGUGGACUUGCUUUGCCGUGCUGGAAAGUUCGAGAGGGCUUGCAAGUUUGUUGCGGAGAUGCCGGAUUCUGGGGAAGAAAGCUGUGCAGUAUCCAUGUGGGGUGCGUUGCUUAGCGCUUGUGUCACAUCUGGAAAUGUCAAUUUUGGAAAACUGGCUGCUCAAAGAGCACUUGAGUUGGAUCCAACCAAUGUCGGGAUUUACAUUCUAUUGUCGAACUUGUACGCCACGAAUGGUAUGUGGACUGAGAUCGAGCAAUUGAGGGAGCUAAUGAAAAAAAGAGGAUUGAAGAAAGAUUUGGGAUGGAGUUCGAUAGGUGCACCGAUUCCAAUUAGCAGCGGCUAGUAGCUACAAAACUACUGCUCUGCCAUAACUUAUUUUCUAUCCUUCCCAGCUUGGCUAGCUCUCGAGUAAAGAAACUUGUUCAUGUACAAAAAUUCGAGUUAAGGAGUGAUGAAUUCUGAUAUUCCACAACCAGGUAAAUAAGCUUAUCCUUAGUCAUGGCUUAUGCUUGUCUUGCUAAGUAUAAUUUUUGGGAUCCAAUAUGCAACUAGGAUGGGGAUGGCACAUUUCUUUACCCUGCUGUAUUUGAAUUUCCAAUUUUUGCAAAAUAAUCAGAGUUGGUAAUGAAUAUGAUGAUAUCUGAUCCAGGGUGGGCUGCUGUGUUCCUACAGGGCCUCUUUGUGUAGGUAUAACAUUUAAUUUGGGUGAGCUGUGUUGCCCCAACUAUCUUCAAUCUAAACUGGCCCAUCCCCAUCCAUAUGUAUGUUGUAUAUCAUCAUUUUUUGUGCUGGCCAUGCCAUUGCUUUGCUCAAUUACAGACCUAUAUGUGCCCCAUUUGUAUCUAUCUAUCUAUCUA
Andrographis paniculata is the source of this 2118-nucleotide messenger RNA. Its product is annotated as putative pentatricopeptide repeat-containing protein At3g13770, mitochondrial. The transcript has a single exon. Gene Ontology annotation, biological process: RNA modification. The coding region runs from base 144 to 1604 and encodes 486 amino acids. Lineage: Eukaryota; Viridiplantae; Streptophyta; Magnoliopsida; Lamiales; Acanthaceae. The record is from RefSeq and is a predicted model, not a curated record. Gene Ontology annotation, molecular function: protein binding; RNA binding.